This is a messenger RNA of Pseudoliparis swirei, 1349 nucleotides long. RefSeq lists its product as uncharacterized. Bases 1 to 711 code for a protein of 236 amino acids. NCBI's taxonomy places the organism in Eukaryota, Metazoa, Chordata, Actinopteri, Perciformes, Liparidae. The record is from RefSeq and is a predicted model, not a curated record. The transcript is spliced from 3 exons.
AUGGCUGACAGUGUGGACAUUGUCUCCCUGUUUCAAGAGACUCUGAGGCUUUUGCACUUCUUGAGACUUUUUGCUGGAUACAAAACUUGUUGGGGAACCGAACGACACGAGAUCCGGACUACGAGAGACCCUGAGACCCUGAAAGAGGCCCUCCGACGACCGACAACCGAGGACGAGCCCCUGCUGAACGGACUGGGCUUUGAUUUGGACUAUAACUGUGACGCUGCUCUGAACGACAUCAUGCCGCUGCCUGCGCUGGACGUCAUCCGGAUCGCCUCAGACGACGAAGGUAAUCGAGGUGAGGCUGUGAUUGCAUUUGUGGGUCAGGCCAUGCCUGAGGGUGGUUGGGGUCGCGGUGGUUGGGGUCGCGGUUGGUGGCGUCCCCAGGUCCCAUUUGAUGACGACGAGGGAGAGGAGGCCAUCUCGGACAGCGAGGACUCCGGCUACGGCUCCAUGUCCGAGAGGGAGGACGAAGAAGAUGACCAGCCCUUCCUUCCUCCCAUCCCCUUCCUUGGUGCGCCGCCCCCCUUCUUCCCCCGGCCAGAAGAGGACUCCGCCCCCUCCACCUCCGGCCUCGGCUCCUCCGUGAAGAGGACCAGGGAAGAGGACGGCGCGGGACCCUCCACCAAGAGGACCAGAGAAGAGGACUUCGGGGACGUUGCUACCUUCCGAAGAUACUGGCGGACGGACGAGGACAGCGACGAGGAUUGAGGCCGACCACUUGCUUGCUGCAGGAUCUUAAACCUUCAUGUCUGGCAGGACUGAUAAAGCCCCAGACAGCCUUCCCUCGCGUCUGGCGGGGUUGGGAAUAGGUUUCAUCCUGUAGGAGAGGUUUUGGUGCGGUCAAUCCUGAAGAAGCUCCGUCCCCGUUGUGCACUUUGGAGUCCCAGGCACGGGAGGAUGCAGUACGGUCAUCCUGCAAUUAGAACAGCAGCUCACCUGACGACAUCAUCACCUCAGAUCCAUUUGUAUGGAGGCUUAAUCUUGACAACCCGACCAAAUGUGAUGCCGAAACAACUCACAUCUCACCUCAAGAAAAUACCAUUUCAAAGUUUCACCUUCCAGUUGUGUAUUGUCUCCUCCACCAUUGUUCCCUGAUGCUGGUGGGAAAUGCAUUCUGCAUUCGGUAAAGUGGAGCAAGUCCCAUCCGGGCAUCUGGACCGUGGUUGGCUACAUGGGGACUUUAGAAUUGGAACAACUUGACAGACCUAUGAUGUUUCUUGCGAAUGAGUUUACUCCGGUUCUUCAGUGAAAUAUUUUUACCAUCCAACCAUCAAAUCGUCGGAGCACUAUUUUCAGGAGGCUUAAUCUUGACAAACCAACCACAGAUUUGAUGCCUAAAAAAUUCG